ACAACAUCGGGAAUGACUGGAUCGAUUCGUUGAACAACACACAAAAGGAGAGCUAAGUACGAGUAAAUAUGUCGUCGACGUCGUUGUUCGAUUUGUUGCGUCGUCAUCCUAUUAACUUAACUAUAUUUGAACAAACUGGACUCUCGCACGAUUAAGUAAAUCUUUAUAAACGUCAAUAGUAGCCGUUAUUGCGGCGUGUUUGGUUUAUUUGUUUCAUUGUUGCAAUUUCACCCUCGACCCGACCGGCUGAUCACCCAAAUCACAAGGCCGGCCUAUCGAUUUUGUUGAUUACCUAAUAACCAAGACCCAAGAUGAAGUUUGAGCUGAAUGAAUUUUGUCCACCAAACGAGACACUGCUUCCCCACUUCUUGUCAGACAAGGGCGUGUCGCCAUGUUUCACAGAGACGGUCAUUUCCUCAGCCAGCGUCCUCUACAUGCUUCUUUUUGGCUCCAUGCAACUAUUGUUGUAUAAAAGAUAUGCUACCCCCGUUCAACACUACGCCCUUCCAUUUUCACAGUUGUAUGGAUUACAGAUGAUACUAAAUGGAACAUUGCCGAUCGUUUGCCUGUUGACCCUGCUCAUCGAACUCUUUGUGUUUAAACCGGGUAUAAUGUAUGGUUACAUGAUUCUACUAAUUCUGCAAGCACUGAUAGCGUGGCCAAUUGCGGUAGUUCUCAUCGUUUGGGAACGAAAGUAUAUGUUGCCAACUCCGCCAUCCCGAGGUCAUGGAAUUAUUCUGCUCGUCUUUUGGACAGGAAUGUUCUCUUUUCAAAACUUGGAACUUCUCAACAUUCGAAAUCAGGAGUGGUUUUUCAAAUUCAAAGAUUUUCAAGAUAUCAUCUACUUUACACUCUUCUUAAUUCGAUAUAUGUGUACUGGCGGAGUCUUUUUAUUGGGACUGAAAGCACCAGGCAUCCCUUCUAUCAGACAUAGUGAAAGUUUCGCAAGACUGCAUCCUGAUGGUGAAGAAGAUGAUGGAGGAAACAGGGAUAGACCAAAUUCUAGUCAAGGGUCACCAUUUCGAAAUAUUUGGAACAAACUAAAAAUGCUGAGCCCCUUCAUUUGGCCCUCUAAAAGCCCACUCUUGCAGUUUUAUGUCAUCGUUUCGGUUGGACUAUUAAUUUUUGGAAGACUUACAAACGUUUUUGUUCCCUUGUACAGCAAAAAGAUUGUCGACAGUAUGACCAUUCUUACAAAUUCAUCCAAGGCAGAUUGGCAGGACUUUUCAGUGUCAGCCGGCUCCAUGUCGUUGGCAUUCAGAUGGGACUAUGUACUUAUAUAUGUGGGACUAAAGGUCGUUCAAGGUGGUGGUGCUGGGGGUACAGGCUUGCUGAAUAAUCUCCGCAGUCUUUUGUGGAUAAGUGUAGAGCAAUUUACUACACGUGAAGUUCAGGUCAAGUUUUUUGAACAUUUGCAUCAACUUAGUCUGAGGUGGCACCUUCAGAGAAAGACGGGGGAAGUUCUGCGAGCCAUGGACAGAGGGACAGAUAGCAUCAACAAUAUACUAAACUACCUGUUGUUCAGUAUUCUACCGACCAUAGCGGACAUCAUCAUUGCGAUUGUUUAUUUCACAAUGUUCUUCAACUGGUGGUUUGGACUCAUUGUUUUUAUAACUAUGGUCUUGUAUCUUAUCUGCACCUUUGCUGUAACGGAAUGGAGAACAAAAUUUCGACGUACAAUGAAUCAAGCUGAUAAUGAGCAACGACAACAAGCAAUUGACUCGUUGUUGAAUUUCGAAACCGUAAAAUACUACGCAAAUGAGAAAUAUGAAACCGAUCGUUACGCAUCUUCAAUUAUAAAAUACCAAAAAGAAGAGUGGAAAGUUACCGCUAGCGUCGCUUUUCUUAAUUUUUUGCAACUAAUCAUCAUAAAUAUUGGAUUACUAAUCGGUUCACUUUUGUGCAUUAAGCUCGUUGUGAAUCAUGAAGGUUUGACGGUCGGCGACUACGUAAUGUUUACGGCUUACUUAAUGCAAUUGUAUGCCCCUUUAAACUACUUUGGCACAUACUACAGGAUGCUCCAGAAAUGUUUUAUCGACAUGGAAAACAUGCUGGAUCUAUUUAAAGAGACUGCAGAAGUGAAUGAUAUCCCAGAAGCCAAGAAUCUAAUGAUCAGCAAUGGAAUGAUUGAAUUCAGAAAUGUGUCCUUCAACUACGUCCCAGAGAAGUCUGUUCUCACAAAUAUUAAUUUUGUUGUUCCUGCCGGUCAAUCAGUUGCCCUCGUUGGACCUUCCGGCGGAGGCAAAUCUACUAUCGUUAGACUACUAUUCCGAUUCUACGAUCCUUCUGAAGGUGAUAUUUUAAUUGACGGACAAAAUAUUAAGCUCGUCACCCAAACAUCUUUAAGAAAAGCUAUUGGAGUGGUUCCGCAAGACACAGUGUUAUUCAAUGAUACAAUCAAGUACAAUAUUCUUUAUGGGAAAAUUGGUGCUGAAGAAGAACUGGUAUUUAAGGCAGCAGAAGGAGCUUGCAUUCACGAGAAGAUAAUGUCAUUUCCUGAUAGAUACGAUACCAAGGUUGGAGAGAGGGGUUUAAAACUUAGUGGAGGGGAGAAACAGCGCGUUGCAAUCGCUCGUACAAUUCUUAAGAAUCCAUCAAUCAAUCUGCUCGAUGAAGCAACUUCAUCCCUUGAUACGCAAACAGAACGCCAAAUUCAAUCUUCCAUUCAACUUGUAUGCGCAAAUAAAACUUCAGUGAUUGUGGCUCAUAGAUUGUCCACGAUCGUCAACUGCAAUCAAAUUCUUGUCAUAAAAGAUGGUAGAAUUGCUGAGGGAGGAACUCAUGAUGACCUGUUGUCACAAAAUGGGGUAUAUACAAGCAUGUGGAAUGACCAAUCCAAACAAGAUACAGGUGACACUGUGGUGCCAACGGAUCUCUCCGAUUUUAAUGCCAACUCAUCCACCGUUAUCGACUCUACAAUUUCCACAUAACUCGUGUUUUCUUUUUAAAUGACUCCUAUAGUCAAAUCGAUAUUAUUUUAUUUCUUUAUAGUAUUUGAACUUUAUUAGGAUCUAUGUACAAGAAUUAUUAUUAUUAGUUAUUAUGAUUAGCAUGUGAUAAAGAAUAUAUGCAUCUCAAA
Folsomia candida is the source of this 3079-nucleotide messenger RNA. RefSeq names its product ATP-binding cassette sub-family B member 6, mitochondrial. Lineage: Eukaryota; Metazoa; Arthropoda; Collembola; Entomobryomorpha; Isotomidae. Gene Ontology annotation, cellular component: membrane. Gene Ontology annotation, biological process: transmembrane transport; heme transport. Gene Ontology annotation, molecular function: ATP binding; ATP hydrolysis activity; ABC-type heme transporter activity. The record is from RefSeq and is a predicted model, not a curated record. The coding region runs from base 312 to 2930 and encodes 872 amino acids. The transcript is spliced from 12 exons.